Molecule: messenger RNA, 2492 nt
Organism: Aureococcus anophagefferens
Lineage: Eukaryota; Pelagophyceae; Pelagomonadales; Pelagomonadaceae
Exons: 2
Source: RefSeq, a predicted model, not a curated record
UGUCCUGCCGCGGCCGGCGCUACGGCCUCUUCCGCCUCUUCGCGGCCAUCGUCGUCGCGCUCUGGCCCGUGGGCGUGCCCCUGUCCAUCUUCGUCUACCUCCGGCGGCGGCGCCGGGCGCUGGACCCGACGGCCUACGCGGCGGACGCCCUCGAGGCCGACGCGCUGAGCCGCGCGCGGUCCGACGACGCGGACCUCGCCGCGUCCGCGUUCCUCUGGGCGUCCUACCGGCCGCCGACGUACUACUGGGAGUGCGUCGACAUGGGCCGCCGCGUGCUGCUCACGGGCGGCGUCGUCUUCGCGGGGUCCGACGCGACGCGCUGCUUCGCGGGCCUGGCCAUCGCGCUCGCGUUCCUGUUGCUCAUCGAGACGGCCGCGCCGUACGCGGACCCGGGCUCGAACGCGCUCGGCGUCGCGGGCGCGUGGCAGGUCGCGUGCUCCUUCCUGAUCCUGUUCCUGUGCUCGACGCGGUUCUUGGACGUGCCGCGGGUCCUGCUCGGCUUCGUGGCGCUCGUGGCGAACCUGGCCGUGCUCGCGGGCCUGUCGCUGUCGCGCUACCUCGAGGAGCAGCGGAAGCGGCGCGUGGAGGCGGACGCGUUCGAGGCGUCCUUCCGCGAGUGCGAGCUCGACUACGACCGCAUGAUGCAGAACGACAUCAUCGACCGGCUCCUGGCGGAGCGCCGGGGCGGCGCGCCGGCGCCGGAGUCGCGCGGGUCGUCGCCGCGCGGCGCGCCGUCGCCGCGGCGGCCGCGCGCGCGGCCGUUCGCGGCGCUCGAGGGGCGCCUGGGCAUCGUCGAGCUCGCCGACGACCCGUCGCCGCGGUCCGCGGGCUCCUUCGAGGCGUCGCCGAGCUCGACGGCGCGGCUGCCCACGGCGCCGAGCAGCUGCGGCGAGCCGACGCCGCCGGGCUCGUCGCGCGUCGCGACGCCCCCGCCCAAGGACGUCGACGGCGACAUGGCCUGGCUCGCGCGGCGGCCCUACGAGGCCCUCGAGAUCGCGGCGCCGGAGCCGGCGCCGCCGCGCGGGGGGCUGCGCGCGGCCGCGCGCGCGCUGCGGACGAAGACGCUCCGCGUCUGCGCGAGCCCCGUCGCGGCGGGCGCGGGCCGCCUCUACGAGCGCGUCGAGCCGCGGCUCUUCGGGUCCGCGGAGCUGCGCAUCAGCCCCCUCGUCGCCCACUACCCCUGCUACGUCGUGUCGCUGUCGCGGCUCCGGACGCUCGGGCGCCUCGCGCUGCUCCUGCCGCCGCGCCCCGCGAUCGAGAACAUCGGCGACGCCAUGGACCGCCUCGAGAUCGAGAGCGCGCGGUCCCGCGGCACGCCGCGGGACGCGCGCGACGAGCCCCGGGCCUACCCCUGGGUCAUCGCGCGCGGCGCCGCGGACGUCUUCCUCCUCCGCUACGUCGCCGCGUCCGGCGCGCUCGAGGGGUCCGUCUACCGGCCCCUGCCCGGCGUCGAGCACAUCCCGCGCCUCGAGGCGCCCUACGUGACCCAGAUGGCCUCCGGCGGCGCGCGCCUGCCGACGACGACGCACGUCUUCGCGCGCGCGCCCGGAGAGACGGAGCGCGCGGCCGCCGUCGUCCGCGCCGCGACGCCGCUCGCCGCGGGCUCCAUCUUCGGCUGCGGCGAGUGCUGGCACCACCUCGUGGGCCUGCCCCCGCCCGACGCCCUGGGCGAGGGGCAGGCGGGCGCGGCGGCGCUCGACGCGAUGUCGCGCGCGCGCCGCGUCGCGGGCGGCCAGCUCGACGUCGGCGCGGACGGCACGCUGUCGCGGUGGUGCGUCUACACGUCGAGCCUCCGGCCGGAGCCGUCGGACGUGCUCGCGCUCGCGUCCCAGGUGCCCCUGCCCUUCGAGCGGCUCUGGCUCAUCUGCGUCAAGGAGCCCGCGGGCGACGACGGCGCCCGACCGCGGUGGCCCGGCUGGGCGCCCGGCCCGCGCGACCGCGACGAGCUCGAGGCCGCGGGGCGGCUCCAGUACACGUCGGCGACGUCCUUUAUCGUCAAGGCGGCGACGGUCGACGCGCGGGCCUACGAGGACGCGCGGUCCGCCGUGCUCGUGGCCAUGAACGCGCGGCAGCGCUUCCGCGAGGCCAAGGCCGAACUCCGCGCGUCCGCGGCGGGCGCGCGCGCGCGCGACGACGCCCGGCGCCUCGCGGCGGAGGCGCGGCUCCACGAGGCGCACCUCGAGUACUCCGCGUCCAAGGCGUCGCUGCGGGGCACGGCGGCCCUCGAGACCUUCCUCCGGGGCAAGCGCGAGCGCCGCGCGCUCCGCGGCCUCGGCAUCUUCGACGACCGCUGGCCCCGGCUCUACGCGCGCCUGCGGCUCGUCGAGAUCGGCCGCGCCGACACCGGCUCCGUGCUCUCGCUCCUCCCGAGGGACAUCGCGCUCUACCUCCUCGAGUUCCUCCUCAUGCGCCCAGGCGACCUCGGCGUCGCCCGCGCGCGCGCGCCGCGGCCCCGCGGCUCGCCGCGCGACGCGCUCGUGCACCCCGCGUGA